CAACCGUCAACUGCGUUCGAUAAAGUGCAAACUGUCCUUACAAUAUGGCUUGGUCAACCAGACUCACCUAAACAGCUCAGACGCAGACAAAUGCUACCCGUUGAACUCUAUGCGGAAAUAGCGCAGUCCCUCCCGGCCCAUCACCUCAAAAAGCUGCUGAGCGUGUCGCGCUUGCUUCACGAUGUGGCGCUCCGCCUGCUCUUCUCCACGGUCAAAAUCUAUUUCAUGCACGGAGAGCACGGGUACUACAUGCUCAACACCGAGAACGAGCGAUACGUGGUUGAGACCUCCGAGUUCUGCAGCAACCGCUCCUGGGAAAUGCUGCUGCAUAUUAUCACCACGCCCGCCUUUGCGCGUGUGAUAAAGACAUUCAGUGUCCAUGCGUUUACCGACGGGCCCCAGAUAUUCGAAUAUCGCACACUCGCCCUUGCGCUGAGCGCGAUGCCGAAUCUCCGCAACUUGAACUACUACGGAGAAAACCCCUCGAUUCUGCAUGUUGCCUUCUCCAUUCCCCCGUCCGUCCGUUAUCUUCGCCUGCAGUCACUGCCAGAUGCUGACUUGAUCAGCCACCUCAGCCAACUCAAUGCUCUUCAAGUAGCAAUCCCUUUCUUCUACGUCCGGGAGCAAAAGGUGGACGCUAUCUUCGCAGAGUGGCCGGGCGCAGCAAGCGAUCCGAGGGACGUUAUGGCAGUCGUUGAAUCGAAUCCGAUCCAAGAGCUAGUCAUUCUUUCGGCCCAUUUGCCACUCCUCUCGGUCCGUCUAUGCAACAACCUGACACGACUCGACAUUUGUGUUACGGACUGGGAGCUUGUCGGCGCCGAGCUCCUCUUUCGCCACGCAAGCCAAUUAGAGGGCCUCUCUAUCGUGGGCCAUGUCGACCCUUCAUUUUUCGCCAGCCUGCCCGCCGACCCCGGAGUUCUUCCCCGUCUCACAACCUUCAGAAUAUCCGGUGAACUGUGGGACGAUGAAGUCAUUGGGUUGACCGUUGUCCCUUACUUGCGCCACUUUCUAGAGCGGCGAGUCCGUCUCGAACGACUUUAUAUUCGGCUGCCUGGGCUUGCGUUACAAUUUGCCCUGGCGAUUGUAGACGUCAUCGCGAAGCUGCCAAACAUACGCGCUCUCGGACUCCAUCUCGGGUAUGAAUACCUCCACGACUCCGCCGCGGUCCACCUCGCAGAGCAGCUCUCGCCGCGCAUCGAGGCGCUGCAUCUGGCUAUACCAUGGCUCAGCGAGUCACAUGUCAGGGUGUGGUACCCCAUUCUUAACAGGCUACAACAAUUCGAAAACCUCUCGUUCUUGUCGCUGUUUAGUUCAGGUGAGGACCCGGUGCCCAUCCACCCUGCCGACCUCCUGACUGAUUUACCUCGGUUGCGCCUGAUUGGCUUACAACGUUCGCUGUUCUCUGUCGAUCAAGAGGACAUGGAGGAGCCGGAGCCUAAGCUGUGGACUCCAUGGGCGGUCAAGUAUUGCAUUCGGGAGGACUUUGAGAGCGAUGACCAUUGGUGGUUGUUUAGGUAUCAUUAA
Messenger RNA from Mycena indigotica, 1524 nucleotides. RefSeq lists its product as uncharacterized. Lineage: Eukaryota; Fungi; Basidiomycota; Agaricomycetes; Agaricales; Mycenaceae. The transcript has 3 exons. The coding region runs from base 91 to 1524 and encodes 477 amino acids. The record is from RefSeq and is a predicted model, not a curated record.